CAGCCAGUAGAAAUUGAUAUGAUUGUAGGUAAAGACCGCGAGGGUUUCUUCACCAAUGGUCUGACUCUUGGUGCAAAGAAGUGCUCUGUGAUCAGAGAUAGCCUGUAUGUGGAUGGUGACUGCACGAUGGACAUAAGGACAAAGAGCCAAGGUGGCGAGCCAACAUACAAUGUUGCUGUAGGCAGAGCUGGCCGAGUCUUGGUCUUUGUAAUGGGCAAAGAAGGGGUCCAUGGAGGCGGAUUGAAUAAGAAGGCAUACUCAAUGGCAAAAUACUUGAGAGACUCUGGGUUCUAGUUGCUAGGCAGACUGUUAAGUAUUAGGGGAAAAUUGCUAUUAAACUUUCCUGGCAGUGAGCUUUAAAUCUUACAUUCUGGAAACUUUAUUAGCAAUGCAGGGUGAUGGGGUAUGAACCUGUGUCUCCUUUGUAUCCCUUUGUUGGUGGGGAAAGGUGGUGUUUUUUGUUUUGUUUUGUUUGUUUUCUUUUCUUUUCUUUUUUUUCUCUUUAAUUCUGUUCAUUUCUGUUUUGUUUCCUUGUGUACUCCAGCAUUGGUUAUAGUCAUGGGAAAAAAAGGUGUCCAUGGAGGGACACUCAACAAGAAAGCAUAUGAACUGGCUUUAUACCUGAGGAGGUCUGAUGUCUAAGCAGCCUCUCCCCAUCCAACUAGCAACUGUCUUCAUCACCUCCCAGUUUGUGUUCAGUGCUACCAGACUGUAGAUGGUAGUUUUAUGGGUUUUUUUUUUAUUUACCCAUUUUUCUAAUGUCAUGAUUCCAGUUACCCUUUCGUUCAUUUGUAUGUUAACCACUGUAUGUAACCAAGUCCCAUAUCUGGCACAAUUGCAGCACAAAGAUGAUAUGCAUGAUAACUUGAAAAAAAUUGGGAGGGGGAAUAUGCCAAGUCUAGGCUUUGCUUUCUCUUAGCAAUUAGUGCGAUAUUGACAACUAAAACAACUUAAACACUAAACAAGGUGCCGAUUGUACAAUCUAAUUUGAUCAAUGCCUCUUCAGCACUUUGAGCAGUUACAGAGCUCAUUUAGUCUUCCUUUUGUAGAGCAUGGUUGGGAGGAAAAAGUGCAUGCAUAUCUUUACUUCUCUCCCUCUCUUGUCUUCAUCCACAUUUUGUUUGCUUUCACCAAUUUUUUUAUACAGUGCCUGAUUUAACCAGUUUGCCGCUCAAAAGCGCUGUGUUGCGUUAGUUUUGUUGUUGCACUUCACUCUUCAUGUGUCUGAAGCGCGUACUGCUUAAUGAGUGCAAUUGCAAAACUAUCAGAAGGUGCAGAUGCACUGCCUCCCAUGACCUUACAACCACCAUCCUGAAUGAAUACCCAGGGACAUUCCAUCACUGCAAUAGCUCAGGCACUCAAUUUUUUUUGCCAGCUCCUGUUCUGUAGUUGAAUUGUAAAAGGCUGCCAUUAUGGACAUUAGAUAUCCCAACAUAACCAUCUGGAGUGUGUCCGGUUUCAGUUUUUCAUAGGACCAAUUUUAAUUUGCGGCUUAGGGGUUUUUUAUAUGAAACUGCGAUGUCAUUGCAGGAAACUACCACCUUCAGCUUGACUGGUAGCUUUGACUGACUCCAAUCUUCCUGUCAGGUCUUAUUGGUAAAGGGACUUGCUGCUAUAAUACCAGUGUUGGGUGAGGGUUGGUAGUUUAUAAACUAAAAUUGUCAAUGAUACCAUUUCAAAUUCAAAAUCUUCAUUUGGCCUGUCACACCUUUGCUGCAGAAAUUGUGGAGUAAACUGCCUUGUGCACUAUCAUCUGAAACGUGUAACCAAACUGUCAGUUCAAGAUGGUACUAACUUGUAUGUCCAUUUUAAAGAGAACUGCAGAACUCUAUACAAAAGAAUAAAUGGGAGAUGGUAUUGGUUGGAAUAACUGACUUGGCUGUCUUGUGAUGCAUUUUUUUAAUAUGUAUUCUGUGCCAUACUAUUGUUUAAAAAAAAUGAACUGUUGCUAUUGUGAGAUGGAUUUUAACUGACUACAAGGGUUUCUUUCGAAUGGCACUACUUUAGGGACAUUCUAGUAUUUGCUUCUAUUGUUUGGGCCUUGUGGAUAAUGUACAGAUUUAAACAAAUUCUUGUUGCUGAUUUGUCCAUUUCUUUCCCUGCACUUUGUUACAUCUGGGAUACAGUCUAACUCAUCUGAUUUAAUAUGCAUUUCAAAAAAUGCCAUAACUAUUAAAACACCUUGUUUACAGAUGGAUGAAAUUAAAUUUAUUCCAACCAAAUGAAA
Molecule: messenger RNA, 2227 nt
Organism: Alligator sinensis (Chinese alligator)
Lineage: Eukaryota; Metazoa; Chordata; Crocodylia; Alligatoridae
Gene: PFN2
Product: profilin 2
Exons: 2
Biological process (GO): regulation of actin filament polymerization; positive regulation of actin filament bundle assembly; actin cytoskeleton organization
Cellular component (GO): cytoplasm
Molecular function (GO): actin binding
Source: RefSeq, a predicted model, not a curated record